Molecule: messenger RNA, 714 nt
Organism: Dicrocoelium dendriticum
Lineage: Eukaryota; Metazoa; Platyhelminthes; Trematoda; Plagiorchiida; Dicrocoeliidae
Source: the annotation of a GenBank genome assembly
AUGUGGUUUUUUAUGCAGCCCAAGCACUUCUUAGUAGUGAUUGGGGGGGGUGGGGGGGGGGGGGGGGGGGGGGGGGGGUGGGGGGGGGGGGGGGGGGGGGGGGGGGGGGGGGGGGGGGGGGGGGGGGGGGGGGGGGGGGGGGGGGGGGGGGGGGGGGGGGGGGGGGGGGGGGGGGGGGGGGGGGGGGGGGGGGGAGGGUGGGGGGGGUGGGGGCGGGGCGGGCGGGGGGGGGGUGGGGGGCGGGGUGGGGGGGGGGGGGGGGGGGGGGGGGGGGGGGGGGGGGGGGGGGAGGGGGGUGGGGGGGGGGGGGGGGGGGGGGGGGUGGGGGGGGGGGGGGGGGGGGGGGGGGGGGGGGGGGGUGGGGGGGGGGGGGGGGGGGGGGGGGGGGGGGGGGGGGGGGGGGGGGGGGGGGGGGGGGGGGGGGGGGGGGGGGGGGGGGGGGGGGGGGGGGGGGGGGGGGUGGGGGGGGGGGGGGGGGGGGGGGGGGGGGGGGGGGGGGGGGGGGGGGGGGGGGGGGGGGGGGGGGGGGGGGGGGGGGGGGGUGGGGGGGGGGGGGGGGGGGGGGGGGGGGGGGGGGGGGGGGGGGGGGGGGGGGGGGGGGGGGGGGGGGGGGGGGGGGGGGGGGGGGGGGGGGUUGGGGUAUGUUUGGAUGGGUGUAUGAGUGGUGGGGGAGGGGGUAGGGUGGGUAGGUGGAUGGUUAAUGUUGAGGUGUAG